CGCACUGCCAUCACUCCUCCUCACUGCGCAGGAUGUCCUUCACCGGCAAGUACGAGAUCGAGAGCCAGGAGAACUACGACGAGUUCCUCAAGCUGGUCGGCCUUCCCGACGAUGUCAUCGAGAAGGGCCGUAACUUCAAGGUCAUCACGGAGGUGGUUCAGGAUGGCAGCACGUUCGUCUGGUCCCAGACAUACCCCAACAAGACCGUGACCAACAAGUUCGUCAUCGGCCAGGAGUGCGAGAUGGAAGCGUUAGCUGGCAAGAAGUCCAAGGUCACCGUCACCAUGGAGGGAAGCAAGUUUGUCCGUAGCUUCCCCAAAUAUCACCUCACAGCUGAGGUCUGUGGGGACAAGCUGGUGGAGUGCUCGACGGCUUCCACAGAGCAGGGCAAUGUAACCCUGAAGAGAACCAGCAAGCGGAUCUAGGAAAAGCGAUGGACCACUCCCAGCAGGCUACUUCUAGCUGAAAAUUAAAAUGCUCAAAUAGCAAAA
Messenger RNA from Brienomyrus brachyistius, 491 nucleotides. RefSeq names its product fatty acid binding protein 6, ileal (gastrotropin) (gene fabp6). Gene Ontology annotation, molecular function: fatty acid binding. The record is from RefSeq and is a predicted model, not a curated record. Lineage: Eukaryota; Metazoa; Chordata; Actinopteri; Osteoglossiformes; Mormyridae. Gene Ontology annotation, cellular component: nucleus; cytosol. Gene Ontology annotation, biological process: fatty acid transport.